Drosophila hydei is the source of this 1637-nucleotide messenger RNA. RefSeq lists its product as uncharacterized. The coding region runs from base 227 to 1582 and encodes 451 amino acids. The transcript is spliced from 4 exons. NCBI's taxonomy places the organism in Eukaryota, Metazoa, Arthropoda, Insecta, Diptera, Drosophilidae. The record is from RefSeq and is a predicted model, not a curated record.
UUAGGAAAUUGUAAAUAGUAGGCUCAAAAAUUCAAAAUCAAAAAUUAACAACAGAUAUUUCAGUAAUAAAGUGGAUAUUUAUAAAAGUUACAGUACCAUGAGAGAAAUUCCGGUCUAGAAUAUGAACUAAAGUCAUGUUAAUUAUAUUAAAAUGGCUGUGAAUUGGCAACGCUAAGCAGAGGAGAUGGUACUGUAAGAGUAUCGGUAUUUAGUUUAAUGUAGAAUCAUGGGUCAGAGCAGUUCGAAGAACAAACAAAAUAAUCAACAAAAAGAGCUGACUAGCAUACUGAAAUCCACAACUGUGGAACCAAUGCAAAAUGUGAACGAAGACAUCCUUCCCCAGUUAACCUCUCCAGCACAUGUUGACACGAGCUUAGUACCCGACUGGAUACAUAAGAAACAAUUUUUAGAAGUUCUUAGUGACAAUGUGCCAAAUUUCUCCAAAAUCCAAAAUUUUUAUAUAACGCCAGCCACAAGUGAGGGAGACAACUUUUCCUCCUUAAUAUUGCGAAUUGCCAUCGACGUGAAGCUAACAGACAAAUCCAUGAAGUCCCUGGCUUUCAUGAUGAAAGUACCCCACGAAUCAGCCAAAAUGCAACAGAUGCUAAAGACUGUGAAUUUCUUUACCGUUGAGAACGCUGCCUAUACGGAACUCAUCUCCAAGUUUGAAGAGCUCUAUAGCUCAAUAGGCAUGAACAUCAAGUUCGCUCCACGUACCUACAAGUUCACGGAGAGCGUAAGAAAGGAGCCCAAGCUAAUCAAUACGGUGCUCAUGUACGAUCUGAGCCAGGAUGGCUAUAGGAACGUGAAUCGCCUGGAAUGCCUCAAUGUAGAGCAGACCAAAUUGGUCUUACGAAAGCUGGCCCAGUACCAUUCAGCAAGCGCGCAAUGUAGGGCCAUCUAUGGACCUUAUCCGGAACUAUUCACGCAGGCCAUGUUUGGAUCGAACAAGGAGAGAGCUAUAUCCAUAUUAGAGGGCAUAAUGGGUCCAUUUAAGAAAAUGUUUUUAGAGAAUCUUUACUUCUUUAAAAAUGGCGAUAAAUACUACGAAAAGUUUUCAACACUUUUCUCAAAAAUGAGCAACAAAUUUUUGAGUCUUAGCACAUUUGAUGACAGUGAAUUUAAUGUCAUCAAUCAUGGUGAUUGUUGGAUAAACAAUUUACUCUUCAAAUUCGACUCAGAUGGCGAUCUGAUUGACGUGAAAUUUGUGGACUUUCAGUUACCAAAAUAUGGGCAUCCAUCGACAGACUUGCUCAACUUUAUCAUGUCCUCGGUGCACAUAGAUCACAAGCUGAAGCACUUUGAUUACUUCAUUAAGUAUUACCAUGAUCAGUUGAUCGAGCACCUGCACUUACUGGGCUAUAAGGAUCGUAUGCCCACGUUAAGCGAACUCCAUAUGCAGCUCUAUAAAUACGGCAUGUGGGCGAUAACAGCCUCCGUGAUGGUGCUACCAAUUGUUCUGUUGGAUCACAAUGAGGAAUCGAUGGAGUACAAGAGUCAAUUGUACACGAAUGCGCGCUAUAAAGAAAAUAUAGAACAAAUAAUGCCCUGGCUGGAUAAUCGCGGUCUAUUAGAUUUGUAGAUUUAUAUUAGUAGCAAUUGCAUUGAAUUCUAUAAGUCAGGCUUUAGAUAAAUUA